GUCACGGCGCGCGCUCCGGGGUGAGCGCCGAUCCCACAGUGCGCUCCGGUGAGCUGGUCAGUCGGAGCCCGUCGGUCGGUCUGGAAACCGGGACAGUGAGAGUAAGUGCGCGAGCUGUUGUUGGGUGUGAGCGAGCGCGUGACGGGCACCAGUAAGAGUGAGCGAGCGAGUGAGUGACGAGCGUCGGGGCAAGUGAGCGAGCGAGUGACAAGCAGACGAGUGAGUGACGAGAGAGCAGGACAAGUAGUGAUCGAGUGACUAGGAGCAGGGUUAGCGAGUGAGUUGACAAGCAGCGGGGUAUGUAGUGUGAGUAACAAGCAGACAAGUGAACGAGUGUGUGACUAGCACCGGGACAGGCGAGCGAGUAAGAAGCAGAGGAGUGAGCGAGUGAGUUGACAAGGAGGACGUUGGUAGUGUGUGAAGGGAGUGAAAAUCUAAAAGAAAGGCUAGGAAUGAGAACUAACACGCAGGUGAACAAGUGAAAGAGGAAGAGGCAUGCGAAUGGGACUACAGUAGCUGCAGUUGACGGGGGGUCAUGGUCGGCAGUGGUCUCCGUGGAGUCUGGCGGGCGUGAGCAACAGCUGCGGGUCGUGCCGUAGCCAUGGCGAGGACCUGGUCACCGUUCUCGACAUCGGCGACGUCGGCGACGUUGUCCUCGUCGACCGCGUCGCCAGCGUCCUCCUCGUCGGAUGGCCUGUCGAGAUCCUCGACGUCUCUGUCGUCGUCGUCUCCGGCGCUCUCCUCUUCGUCAACGACGUCGUCGUCGGCCCGGCGUCUCCGCCUACGCUCCCCCGCGGCCGCGACGCCCUUCAUGUCCUCGGCGCCGUCCGUCAUCGCCGUGCUCUGCGCUGCCGCGCUCAUCCUCAGGACGCCCGCCACGACGGCAGCCACAGUAGACGAUGCAGCCUACGAGGACAUCGAUGAGGAGGCUGACGUGGAGGGUGGCGGUGUCCUCGCCAUCCUCCGGUCGCUGGUGCGCGCGACGACCACGCGCCUGUCGUCGCUGGUGCUGGGCGCGGGCCCCGGCACUUACGACGACGACGCCGACGACGACGACGAGCAGGAGGCGGCGGCCGCGGUGCCGGUGCCGGCCGGGGCGCGGGUGCGCUACCGCGACUACCAGCUACUGCGCGUUCAGCUGCGCUCCAAGAGGAGCGGCGCCCAGGUGCGGCAGCUGGCGCAGCGCCACCCGGGCGCGCAGGUGUGGAGCCAAGCGCGCCGCCAGCGGACCGCCGACCUUCUGGUGCCGCCCGCCGAGGCCGCCGCCCUGGAGGACGCCCUGGACGACUUGGGUCUGCAGUACCGGGUGGUCAUGUCCGACGUCCAGAAAAUCAUCUCCCUCCAAAACCCACCGCGGCCGACGGCGCAGCAGCGGACGACCCUCCUGCGCAACGUGGGGCACCCCUUCACGUGGAAGCGGUUCCACCGAUACGACGACAUCGUCGAGUACAUGCACUGGCUCGCCUCCAGCUACCCGCACCUGGCGCAGGUCCUGACGAUCGGGACGUCGAGCGAGGGCCGGCCGCUGUACCUCCUCAAGGUGUCCACGAGGGAGGCCAGGUCGGACCUGGCGCUGCCACGGGACAACGGCACCGCGGAGCCAAGGCGGGCCGCCGGAACCCAAGGCAAGAAGCCCGCCGUCUGGGUGGACGCAGGCACGCACGCGCGCGAGUGGAUCACACCGGCCGCCGCGCUGUACGUCUGCAUGCAGCUCGUGGAGCGCUUCUACAGCCACCCGCACCUCGUGCUGGACGCCGACUGGUACAUCCUGCCCGUGCUCAACCCGGACGGCUACGAGUACGCGCACGCCCGCGACCGCCUGUGGCGCAAGUCGCGGUCCUCGCACGAGGUGGCCGCGGGCCUCCGCGACGGCGGCGGCCCUGGCGGCCUGGGCCUGGCGCGCCUCGCCUCGCUCUUCCACAAGCACAAGCGCGGCCCGUGCUCCGGCGUCGACCUCAACCGCAACUGGGAGCACAACUGGGGGGACCGCGUGGGUGCCUCGGACGACCCCUGCAGCGAGAGCUACGCCGGGCCGCGACCCUUCUCCGAGCCCGAGACCAGGGCCGUCGCCGCCUUCAUCUCUCGCCGGCGCGAGCGCGUCCAGCUGUUCGUGACGCUGCACUCGUACGGCCAGCUGUGGCUGAUCCCGGACGGGGCGGGCUACGGCCGCCUGCCGGACCACCAGGAGCUCUACAACAAGGCCAAGCUGGCGGCCGGCGCCAUGCGCCGCGUCCGGAACACGCGCUACCACAUCGGCACCUCGCCCGAGGUCCUCUACCCCAUCUCGGGCGGAUCGGCCAACUGGGCCAAGAACGUGGCGGGCGUCAAGUACUCGUACACCCUGGAGCUGCCCGACCGCGGCCGCUACGAAAGUUUUCCGUUCCGCGUCAAGUACUCGUACACCCUGGAGCUGCCCGACCGCGGCCGCUACGGCUUCCUGCUCCCGGCCAGCUUCAUCGUCCCCACGGGCAAGGAGGCGUUCGCCGGGCUCAAGGAGCUCACCCAGGCCAUCGUGUGCAGGAACAAUGUGUACUAAAGAAACUUUUCCGCCCUGUGUGACGGCAGGAUCAGCCUCAAGCACAGUCGCGUGGCUGUGAGUGUUUUUUUUGUUGUUGUCUUUUUUGUCUAUCGAAAGGUGUUUCCUUCCCCUCCUCUCUGUGUAGGUUUUGAAAAUCUUAAAACGAUUCAUUAUGUAAUAAUUUCGUUCCUUCUUGUAUUUUAGGAUCUAUUUGAAUUUACGAAAUGUUGUCGUUUGUCGAUGUUUUCCGAAUUCCAAACGAGGUUGUAAAAUUGGUAAAAUCAGGGGUCCCGGCGAGGCGGCCCACGAGCGACUUUGUCGUCGUUCGCGCUCUCUCACUCUUGUGGGUCACCCGUAAGUUCGUCUCUCUCACACUAUGAUUAGUGCUGUCGUUAUUCAUGACCCCUGUUGUAAAUCUGUUCUACACUGCGACGAUUCUUGGCACUUUUCUUCUUCCGUUGUGGAGUUUGAUGGAUGUUAGUUUAAUAGGUUUUGUUAUUCAAUGUUCAACGUCAAUCAAUGGUGUGUUAUUAGGAGAUGCCAUCAGGACUAAAGUACUUUUACAAAAUCAUCGACAUGGUGAGGAUAAUAAAGCUCAGUGAACAGAGAGAUGAACUACUCUUCCUUUUAUCGUACAGAUUUGUUCCAUUACAUGUCAUAUAUAUGAUUAGACAAUGAAAAGUAAUUAUUUAUUUAGUAUUUAUUUAUCUGUCAGUAGUAUUUGUUGAUGUAUUUAUUUGUAAAUUAUUAUUCUUCUAGUGCCAUAGUACAUGUCCAUUUCUUAGUUCACCGUAAAUAGUGUAUAUCUUCUUGUUUAAUAUGUUUUCUCAUAAUGAACUGUGCUAGAUCAAGUACGCUGUCCGUUUCCCCUCUUAUACUUACGUUUUGCUUCUGAAGACAAUAAAAAUCAUCGAAUAAAGACA
Frankliniella occidentalis (western flower thrips) is the source of this 3441-nucleotide messenger RNA. Its product is annotated as carboxypeptidase A2-like. Gene Ontology annotation, biological process: proteolysis. NCBI's taxonomy places the organism in Eukaryota, Metazoa, Arthropoda, Insecta, Thysanoptera, Thripidae. The record is from RefSeq and is a predicted model, not a curated record. Bases 602 to 2536 code for a protein of 644 amino acids. Gene Ontology annotation, molecular function: metallocarboxypeptidase activity; zinc ion binding. The transcript is spliced from 8 exons.